Alligator sinensis (Chinese alligator) is the source of this 3919-nucleotide messenger RNA. RefSeq names its product solute carrier family 29 member 4 (gene SLC29A4). Lineage: Eukaryota; Metazoa; Chordata; Crocodylia; Alligatoridae. Gene Ontology annotation, biological process: nucleoside transmembrane transport. The transcript is spliced from 11 exons. The record is from RefSeq and is a predicted model, not a curated record. Gene Ontology annotation, molecular function: monoamine transmembrane transporter activity; nucleoside transmembrane transporter activity. Gene Ontology annotation, cellular component: plasma membrane. Bases 52 to 1638 code for a protein of 528 amino acids.
GCGGUGGAGUUUCUCUUCUAGCAGCAGGUGUCCGCGUCUAGGUCAGCAGCUAUGGGCUCUGUUGGAGCGGAUCGCUUCAAGGAUCUCAGCCCUGUGGUGACCCCGGAGGGGAACGUGGUGAUGAGCUUCAGCUUCGACAGCUACCAGUUGGAGGAGGAAGAGCUCCAGGCAAAGGGGAACCAGGCAAAGGGGGUCCUUACCUUCAUGGAGCCAGCUUCUGAGGACCCUGAGCCGCAGGACCAAUACCAUGGAAUUUACUUUGCCAUGCUGCUGGCAGGAGUGGGCUUCCUCCUGCCCUAUAACAGCUUUAUCACUGACGUGGACUACCUGCAUCAUAAAUACCCAGGAACAUCCAUCGUGUUUGACAUGAGCCUCACCUACAUCCUGGUAGCCUUGGUUGCAGUCAUCCUGAACAACGCCCUGGUGGAGAUGCUGAGUCUGCACACCCGGAUCUCCGUGGGGUACCUGUUCGCCCUGGGUCCCCUUCUCUUCGUCAGCAUAUGUGACGUCUGGCUGGAGCUCUUCACCCGCCAGCAGGCGUAUGCCAUUAACCUCAUCGCAGUCGGGGUGGUGGCCUUCGGCUGCACAGUGCAGCAAUCCAGUUUCUAUGGCUACACCGGGAUGUUGCCCAAGCGCUACACUCAGGGGGUGAUGACUGGUGAGAGCACCGCUGGGGUCAUCAUCUCCCUGAGCCGCAUCUUCACCAAGCUCCUGCUGUCGGAUGAGAAGGAGAACACCAUCAUCUUCUUCUUCAUCUCCAUCGGCAUGGAGCUCAUGUGCUUCAUCCUCCACUUGCUGGUGAAGCGCACGCGCUUUGUCAGGUACUACACAGCCUGCUCCCGAGAGCGGGGCCCCGGCGGCAAAGGAGUGCCGGACCGGGGGACUGGAUACAGGGUGCACCACGAUGUCACCACGGAGGACGUCCGAUUUGAGAACCGGCCUCGUGGGCUGGCCGGCUCCCCGACAGGCAGCCUGGGGCACGAAACCGAGCUGGCCGGCAGUGGGACCUACAUGAGGUUUGAUGUCCCACGACCAAAAAUCAAAAGGACCUGGCCCAGCUUCAGAGACAUGAUGCUCCACCGCUACGUCGUGUUCAGGGUGAUCUGGGCCUACAUGCUCUCCAUAGCCAUGACCUACUUCAUCACGCUGUGCCUCUUUCCUGGGCUGGAGUCGGAGAUCCGCAACUGCACUCUCGGGGAGUGGCUCCCCAUCUUAAUCAUGGCUAUCUUCAACCUCUCCGACUUCGUAGGCAAGAUCCUGGCUGCCCUGCCCUAUGACUGGAGAGGGACCCACCUCCUCAUCUACUCCUGCCUCAGAGUGAUUUUCAUCCCUCUCUUCAUCAUGUGUGUGUACCCUAACGGGAAACCGGCUUUUGGGCACCCUGCGUGGCCCUGCAUCUUCUCCCUCCUCAUGGGCAUCACCAACGGGUACUUCGGCAGCGUCCCCAUGAUCCUUGCUGCUGGCAAAGUGGGCCCCGAACAGCGAGAACUGGCAGGCAACACCAUGACAGUGUCCUACAUGACUGGCUUGACUCUGGGCUCUGCCGUUGCCUACUUUGCCUAUACCCUCACCAGCACGUCUCGCAGUUCCUGCUUCCACACCCAAACCUACAACAGCUCUUUCACGGCAGGGUACUGAGCGGGCGACGUGGCGGGGGCCGCACGAGCUCUGUGACUGGUGGGUCGGGUUUAUGGGCGUGAGAGCGAAGGGACCAGCAGAUCCUUGGCCUGGGAAGGAGAGAGGAAUGGGAAUGAACUGCCCUGUGUCUAAUCAGUCAGUUCCCAUUCGAAAUGGGAUCCCUGAAACACUUAAUGCCCUAAGAUGGAGUGACCUGCAGGUGUCUGAGAUGGUGAUGGGCUCCUCUUGAGCAGAACCCAAUGUGCAUCUGCACCAGGUUAAAGGAAGGGAAGGGAAAACACCAAACCUGGAAAGCAGCCCCUCAAGCUGGGAGUGAAGUUGGCCUCCAAAGCAGUGCAGAAGGGUGUGGGGGGCCACGCAGAUCCCAACAUUUAGGGCCUGCCCCUGGCUGUGCUGAAGCAAGCUCUGUCUAGACCUAGCUCCAUCUCCAGUGGCGGCACCCUGCCUUGGUCUCGGGGGGCAUGGGAUAGCAGGUGAGAACUUCACAGAGCUGGCAGGUGGGCACUAGAGGGGAGUGGGCUAGCACGUGCCUGGUGUAACCCCACUCAACGCUGUGGUGUUAAACCAGGGAUAAGGUUGGCCCUAGACAGUGGCAUGUCCACCUUCGGGUUACUUUCACUCAUGGUGGCCCGCUUGGGCUUGGGUGGGCUUUGCACUGGUGGUACCUGGAGAACGUGCACAUGGGUCAACCGGCCAACUGAGGGCAGGUCUGUAAAUCCUGGAGAACCCUUGCACCCAGGAGUCUGGCCAAUGUGUACACCUGCCCUUGAGGAGGGGAGGAAAGCCAGCCCUCUGCUCCAUCCCUGGAGGGAACAGCGGCAAAGACCUUCCCUGGAUGUAGUUUUGGGGUUCUGUGUCCCCCCCACCCCAGCCCGGAAAGGAAGAGGAACGUGGUUUUGAUGAAUGCAGCAGAUCAGCCCUGCUCAUCCAUCCAAGACAACCUCAGACAUUUGUCCUGGUCCUCAGCCCAAACCUAUAGGCACCAGAGGGGAAACGCACCCUCUGAAAACAUCCCUGUGUACCACCACCCCAUCACCUCGGUGCGCAGCCCGGGGUCGGCACAGCCACUACCUUUGUAGUGUGUACCGCGUCUGGUUAGGGGGCAUGGGACAGCACUGCCUGGCCGUGUACCUGUUGGCACAGCUCCCUGAGCUAACACAACGUGUUGCCAGUGUGAACCCGCAAUACGUGUGUUGUGGGUUUGGGGGCGGAGAGGAAAGGAGCGGGCAGGGGAGUUGCAAAGAAGAACUGAAACAUGUCUACAUCUGUAGGUUUCUUUUCUUCUUUAAAUCCCCCUUCCAGGAGCUGCAGGGCAAAUCUGACAAUACUCAGUGUUUUCCUUUUAAUUAAAAACACUGAGCGUUUCCAGGCACCCACAUGGGAGAGCUUGAACACAUGAACCCAAAGGGCUGAGAAGAAGAUCUUGAAGGAUCCCUAGUGCUGGUUUACCCCCAUGCUUUUAAACCAUGUUAUUCCGAACCUGUUUCCUUGACUGGGGAGGCCGGUCCAUUCUCGCUGAACUCUUGAUGGUCCCACGGCUCUGCCCAUCUCCUUCCUCCUGCUCUGAAUUGCAGGGUGGCAAAUAUUGUGUCCUUUCAUCUGCUUGAUAGAGCUAGAUGGUGCAGACCAGCCUAGCACAGGCAGAACGACAGAGAAAGCCAAGCUACGUUAAUUGGCCAAUUGAUGCUCUGCAGAACGUAUCGUACAGCACAAUGAUGAGAUCCAUCACCUCCCACCCCCCUCUACUUCAAAUGGGAGUGUAGCUAAUUUUAUAACACUUUAAAUAUGUUUUAUAGGCUGUCAUGUUCCUUUUUAAAAAAAAUACAGGAGUGGCUGCAGAAGCUGUUUAUGGCAGAAUCAAUAGACUCAUUUUUCUCCCAUUGGGGGAAAGCAAAACCUUUUUGAACGUAGUUUUCCAGGGGUUAGUGUUUAUCUUUAAUGGCCUGGUUGCCUGCAAAAAGCCACAGCCAUUGCGCUCAGAUUUCAUAGAUGUUAGGGCUGGAAGGGACCUCGCAAGAUCAUCGAGUCCAGCCCCCUGCCCCAAGGGGCAGGAAGUCAGCUGGGGUCAAAUGAUCCCAGCAAAUUAGGCAUCCAAAUGUUUCUUGAAAAUGCCCAGAGUAGGUGCCUGCACUUCGGGGGCGGAGUCUGUUCCAGACGCUCGGGACUUGGACAGUAAAGAAGUUUUUUUCUUAUGUCCAGCCUGAAACGGUCUUCCUAGAGUUUGUAACAGUUAGACCUUGUCUUCCUUGGGGCGCUCUGGUGAGCGGACGUUCUCCCAGCU